Messenger RNA from Epinephelus moara (kelp grouper), 5702 nucleotides. RefSeq names its product cadherin-6-like. Gene Ontology annotation, biological process: homophilic cell-cell adhesion; cell-cell junction assembly; cell morphogenesis. Gene Ontology annotation, molecular function: cadherin binding; calcium ion binding. NCBI's taxonomy places the organism in Eukaryota, Metazoa, Chordata, Actinopteri, Perciformes, Serranidae. The coding region runs from base 325 to 2718 and encodes 797 amino acids. Gene Ontology annotation, cellular component: catenin complex; plasma membrane; adherens junction. The record is from RefSeq and is a predicted model, not a curated record. The transcript is spliced from 12 exons.
CAGCCUUUCAGCCUCCCUGACAUCCACAGCGAGAAGUGAUGCAGCGCGACUGAGACGCGCAGUUGAGGUGGAACAACGGGCAACAAAAGCUGCAGUGAACGGAUACACUCGGCUCCGACGUGCGCCUCCACAACCCGGGGAAAAAAUAUCCUCCUAGAAUAAACUUCAUUAUAAGGUGCUGUUUGCCGCCUCAUGUGAGUCAGAGGAGCCUUUCCUGCUUCAGUAGAUUACAGCAUGUGGACUGAUCCGAUACUCUGACCAAAAACCACUGGACACAGACCACUGAGGGGGGGGGAGAAGACAGAAGGUUGUGGUAGUGUGGCCAUGGAUAGAAGGAAAGUUUACGUAUUGAUGGUGCUGUGGGUCAUGGCCCACCUCAGCUCUCCAGGGUGCGGGCUCAGGGCCCUGCGGAGGACUACAGGGGGGCGGAAGGGGUCCACGGGGCUGACGGGAGAGGACGCCAAUGGAGUGCCGCUGAGACGCUCCAAACGAGGUUGGAUGUGGAACCAGUUCUUUUUGUUGGAGGAGUACACCGGGACAGACAUGCAGUAUGUCGGAAAGCUUCACUCAGAUUCAGAUCGAGGAGAUGGAAGUGUGAGGUACGUCCUCACAGGGGAGGGAGCGGGGACUCUCUUCAAGAUCGAUGAGAAGUCAGGGGACAUCCACGCCACCAAGAGGCUGGACCGAGAGGAGAAGGCCUACUACAUCCUCCACGCCAAAGCUGUCAACCGCUUCACCAACGAGGCACUGGAGGGUCAGUCUGAGUUUAUCAUCAAGAUCCACGACAUCAACGACAACGAGCCUCGAUUUACCAAGGACCCGUACAUGGCCUCGGUCCCUGAAAUGUCUGACAUCGGCACCUCCGUAAUUCAGGUGACAGCCACAGACGCAGACGACGCCACGUAUGGGAACAGCGCCAAGGUGGUGUACAGCAUUCUGGAGGGGCAGCCGUACUUCUCUGUGGACCCAGAAACCGGCCUCAUCAAGACAGCCCUGCCUGGCAUGGACAGAGAAGUGAAAGAAAACUACCAGGUUGUGAUCCAGGCUAAAGACAUGGCAGGACAGAUGGGUGGGCUCUCAGGCACCACGACAGUCAGCAUCACCCUCUCCGACGUGAACGACAACCCGCCACGCUUCACGAAGACCCUCUAUGAGUUCAGAGUGCCCGAGUCCAAUGAGGUCGGGUCUGCGGUGGGAGUGAUCCGGGCCAUGGAUGCUGACAUCGGCGAGAACGCAGAGAUGGACUACAGGAUCAUUGGAAGCGACGGCCCCGGGAUGUUUGACAUCACCACCAACAGGAGCACACAGGAGGGCGUCAUCUUGCUGAGGAAGCCUCUGGACUUUGAGAGGAAGCGUCAGUACAGUCUCCGUGUUCAAGUGGAGAAUGCCCACAUCAACCCCCGCUUCUUCUCCGUGGGCCCCUUCAGGGACGAGGCCACCAUCAAGAUUAUUGUUGAGGACGUGGACGAGCCACCGGUGUUUGAGCGUGCCAGCUACGUCAUGGAGGUCAAAGAGGAUGCAGCCAAGAACACCAUUAUUGGCUCUGUCAGCGCGUCCGAUCCUGAUGACAAAAACAGUCUUGUCAGGUACUCUAUUGAUCGACGCACAGACAUGGACAGAGUGUUCAACGUCCAUUCAGGCAACGGGUCAGUCUUCAUCCUCAGGGAGCUCGACAGAGAAGAGAACGCCUGGCACAACAUUUCCGUCAUCGCCACAGAGUUCAACAACCCGCGCCAGAUCAGCCGUGUGCCUGUGUAUGUCAGAGUGCUGGAUGUCAAUGACAACGCUCCAACAUUUGCCACCAAUUACGAGACAUUUGUGUGUGAGAACGCCAAAGCUAAUCAGAGGAUACAAACCAUAAACGCCACAGAUCCUGACGAGCCACUCGGAGGACACCGGUUCUUCUUCAGUCUUGCACAAGAGGCUGCCGGGAAUGCCAACUUCUCUGUCCGCGAUAACAAAGACAACACGGCCUGGAUCCUGACACGGAGGAACAGCUACAACAGUCUGCACAAGAGCAUCUACCACGUGCCUGUGGUCAUUUCUGAUGGAGAGUUCCCGAUGCAAAGCAGCACCAACACCCUGACCAUCAGAGUGUGCACCUGCGACCGCGAGGGAAACAUGAAGCUGUGCAACGCCGAGGCGCUCACAGCGAGGGCGGGACUCAGCACGGGAGCCCUGGUGGCCAUUUUACUUUGUGUCAUCAUUCUGCUCAUGAUCGUGGUGCUGUUUGCAGCCCUGAGGAGACAGAGGAAGAAGGAGCCUCUGAUCAUCUCCAAAGAGGAUGUCAGAGACAACGUUGUCAGCUACAAUGACGAAGGGGGUGGAGAGGAGGACACUCAGGCCUUUGAUAUUGGCACGCUGCGCAACCCAGAGGCCAUCGAGGAGAGCAAGCAGCGGAGGGACAUUGUCCCCGAGACCUUCUAUCCUCCAGUUCGACGGCCGGUUCUGCCCCCGACCCGGGACAAUAACGGGGACGUGAGGGACUUCAUCAACCAGAGGCUCCAGGACAACGACAGUGACCCAACGGCGCCGCCUUACGACUCCCUGGCCACCUACGCCUACGAGGGAAAUGGCUCCGUAGCAGAGUCCCUCAGCUCACUCGAGUCGGUGACCACCGAGGGUGACCAGGACUACAACUACCUGAGCGAGUGGGGACCUCGAUUUAAGAAACUAGCGGACAUGUACGGGGGCGACGACAGCGACAGGGAUUCCUAACGAGAGCCUGGCACACAGACAAGGAGAGAAAAGUGAAACAAAACACGUUCAAAACUUGUGGGCAAUCCUGGUGCAUGUGUGGCGAGAAAAAUGGCAAAAGGACCGAAAAACGAGCACAGUGCUCUUCCACCGCCACCGCUCACCAUUCAGUUGUCCCUCCGGCGACCAGACGUAGGCUUUGUGUGUCCAGUCAGUGUUAGUUGCGUUUUUGCCAGGGUGCAGUGAAAAGAGACUUUGUGUCAAGACUUUUUUUGUGUGUAUAUGGGGUGUACAUGAGGCCCAAAUAUAUCUAUACCGAUACUUUUCUUUUUUGUUUUUCCAAAGCUGCGUGUGAUGGACACGUUCAACAAGCAGUUUUGUAAACCAACAGAUAUGCCUAUGUAUUUUUCAGUGUUUCUGGGACAAAAACAUGCUGCAUAUUGUGAGUUCUAUCUUAGCUUGUGUACGUACGGUAAUAUGAUACAAUACGCUGUACAGUUGUUUUGUUUUUCUAGGGAUUUCUAUCGUCCAAAUGAUCCCCUCUUCCAGCGAUGUCUGCCUCACAUUAGCCACUUAUCCACAGUUGUGCUCGAGACAGACUCACCAGAAAAUUAUGGUAUUGUCGUCUCUGAUGAGAAAAUGAGAAAUCUCAGUACACAUUGGGUGGGGAAGGUACGCAUCGAUAAAUUUGCGUCAGCCGUGGCCCGUUGCUGUCGACAAGUGGCUAAUGAUAUUUAACACUUACAUGAAGCUGUGGUAAAGAAUGUGGAUUUUACGGCCAUGAAAAACAUCCACAAACACACCAGUUAGUCAUCUCUGCAGUAUCUGAUUUUCAUCUCCACACAGCUUCGAGCAUUCGCUGUGAGGUGAACCAAAUACCAAAUAUUUCCUUAUUGAGCUGAAUGUCUUCAGAAACAUUUUUCUCUGUGCUGCCAGCUCUUUGGCUGAAAAAUGAAGUGCACAGAAUAGUGUUAUUUGCUAAGAUACACUGAUAAAAAUUCUAAUGUGCGCCAGGCUGAGUUGGAGGAAAAUACUGGUCUUGUUGGACUUUUUUGCUCGACCACAGAAAUGUGUAAAUGAUUCACUCUGUACAGCAUGGUGUAAGUCAAAGUCACAUUAACUCCCGGUGCUGAAAUGAUGCCACUGAGCUUGAAACUGCGACAUCAAAUUAGACUAGGUGAAACAUCUCGUGGACAGUUACCAUUAAAACUGAUCAUGCAAUUUUAUUUUCUUCCCUGAAAUGGCUCAUUUUAUCGGUUCAGGUGAUGAAAAAAAAAAACAGGAAAAUGAGCAUUUGAAUCAAUGCAUCGAUGAUACUUCAAUUGGAAUUUAUAGAAGAAUUAUACACACAUUUAUAAACUUGGACUCUCUCCAUCUGUAAAGCUUUUAUACUUUAUGUGACAAAGCAUCAACGUCUAUGAUGUAAAUCAAAAGCCUUAAAAUGUGAGAACAAAUAACGCAAUGAGAAAUGACCUAAAGUCUUCUUGAUUUGGGGGUCAGAUUCUUGUCACAAUCAUAAAAAAGCAUCCAGAAGCAUCUAAAAUAAGAGUGGUCCUUCCUUCUCAGAUGUAAUCUACAUGUGUUUGAUGAAGACUUAGUGUCCUGAGAGGGGCUCUGCUCUGCACAGUCGAAUGUAUAAUAAUGUAACAUAGCGGUUUAGUAAUGGAAAUGUGCCAAAAAGCAUAAAAACACCAGUAUUUUCCUUUAAAGUCCCUCCAAUUUCACACUGUCCCCUACCCUUCAUUACAUGUACUGUAUGUAGUUUUGAACAUGAAGCCAGUCCGAAGUGUUCGCCGGCCUGAUUUCCUGAGGGACGAACAGCCUUUUCCAUAAAGGGGCUUAUCAAGGGGCACCUGACCUUUGAGUGGUGUGGAAUAAGGUUCUUAAACCCAGAAGUGUGUCCUUGGCUCAAAAGGUCAAAACAUUAUCCUGCAGCAAGAACACAAACAAUUUUAAUGUGAUUUUUCAAAACAAAAUAAAAAAGCAAUAUUAUCAAAUUACUUGAAGACCUCCUAACUCUGAAUAAACAGUUCUGGAAUAAACGGGGCUUGCUGAACUUGGAGGGCAGGAUGAUAAAGAAGAAAGCUAAAACAAGCUCUGCCCUCACUCACAAAAGGCCAACCUGAGAAGAGGCUGACAUUUAUCAGACAUUUGAAACAGUAAUAACAAAACACAAUGGUAUAAUUGCAACAGUGGCACACGUUUUCUCUCUGUACCCUGAAUCAGGCUUGACAGCGACGACUGUGCAGUGCAUUAAAUAAUCCAAUUGAUAACACAGUGGUUGGAAAAUUUCUUUACGCUCAGCUGUUGUAUACACAUGUUCUCCUUUUCGCCCCCUUGUUUUGUUUAUUAGCUUGUUGCUGGAGCUCCCAUUGUGCAAGUGGCCAUUUCAGACUGCGGCAAUGUUGCCAUGAUAAGCAUUUAAUGGGUUUAGAAACCCUUCACUCGAAGAAAAAACUGCUUUUCUGCCUCAAGGUACAGUGUGAGGUCUCAAAUGGAAAUCAACAUGACAGCAGCACUCAAAAAGCAUUUCUUCCUUCAGUCUUCACUAUUUUCCGUCUUCAUUCAGGGUGUCAGCAUAUCGCCAUUACGAAGACGUGCUUGUGUUUUCCUAUGGAGAGUAUAAUUGCCUCCAAGCAUUGGCGCCAUGCUCCGCUAAGAUAACAGAAAGUGUUUGCACAUCGUAACGUACCGCACCGCCACUUCUGUUUUUUUUUUGUUUUUUUUUAAGUUGAGGCAACUAGAUGGUGACGCUCUCUUUUCUCCAGACACAAUAGAUCUGUGGUUGUUGAUGUGUAGACACGGUCGGCCCCGGGGCUCACCUCUACUACGGUAUAUUAUGUUGGUGACUGUGAUUGAGCAGUGGAGUUUUGUCAAUGUAGAAACAAUUUGAGAGGUCGUGGUAGUGUAAGGGGCCCUACAUCAUUGGCCAUUCAUCAAUCUGCUUUGUAAAACGUGAUAUUUUGUACUGAAUAUUUAUAUGACACGAUUAAAUAUCUUUAAAA